This is a messenger RNA of Lucilia sericata (common green bottle fly), 328 nucleotides long. RefSeq lists its product as uncharacterized. The record is from RefSeq and is a predicted model, not a curated record. Lineage: Eukaryota; Metazoa; Arthropoda; Insecta; Diptera; Calliphoridae. The transcript has a single exon. Bases 1 to 327 code for a protein of 108 amino acids.
AUGGGAAAUGAAAGAUCAAAUUCGUCGAAUGUGGCUUGUUCACCGCCCAUACCUAGAGUUCCUACCGUACAAUUGACCGAACGCAGUGCUUCAGAAGAUAAUGCAUCAUCUGCAACCGCUCAGACGUCUGUUUCGUCGUCGUCAACAUCAUCAUCAGCAGUGACUAGCAACAAAUUUCGUAAUUCAAAGUCAGCUUCGGCUGUUAUGCUAACGGAACGGGCUGGUGUACGUCGGCAAGUGGCGGACAAUCUGGUUCAUUCGAACAUUUGCCAACAUUGCGUGUUAGAAACGAGGAAUUGCAGAGAUCAGUAUCAUCUCCACAGGUGAG